UCCCCUCUCCUUUCCCUUCUUCGGUAGAGAGCUCCUUGUUCCAGGGUUUCGGACUCCCUUUCCCGAUCUCUCUUCUUGUUUCCUUCUCCCAACCCGAAAUCCCUUCUUGGGGUUCAGAAGAUCGCCAUUUUCUUCGUCACUGGCUUAGAGUAGGAUCGAUUCUUAGAGGUGUUCUCAUGGCUUCCUGCCCUCAUAGUAUGGAUGGAUCCGCCGAUUGCUUCUGCCCGGCGACCGUGUUGAUGAGGCUUCAGAUCUGUCUGACCGCUCGCAAGCGCCUCCAAGAACGCAUCUCUUCCCUCGAAGACAACCUUAACCACAAGAAAAGUCUCCUAGAGAGCCACAAGUUUGAUGCUAGAACAUAUGACGACGCGCUGAAGAAGUGCAUCGAGGACAGGGCGGCGCUGGCAGCAAAAUGCGCCAGGAUGGAGAAUGACAUGAUGAAAUUGACGAUGCCCUGUGAAGAGUUGGCGAAGACUGAAGCAAGCACAUUUGCCAAUGAAUCAAAGAGAUUGAGGCAUGUCAAGCUGGAGAAGAAACUGGGGCAGACUGAUGGGAGCAUGAGCACUGAGCAGUUGAAGAACUCCAACAAGGAGAAGGAGAUGAUAGCAUCCGCGAGCAUCCAGCUGGAUAAUUUGAGGGAAAAUAAAUUCUUGGAUUAAAGCUUAAAGACAAGAAAAUGGUGAAAACAGCAAUCCUUAAUUUGAGAAGAAAAUACAAGAACGAAAAGGGCAGAGUAGUCGGGCAUUGUUUUGUGAAUAUAUUAUUUCCAUUCUUCUUUGACAUGAGGGUGACAGUAUGCACAUUGAGCAACAUUUUGCAACACCCCAGCUUGGAUCUACUGAUGCCACUUUUGGUAACAAACUUGCUUGAUCAUUUUCAUUUUAUAGGAACAUUUAUUAUCUGUCUAGGCAGAAGGUACUCCAUCAAACUUUUUAGAUGAUUUUCAUGUAUAAUACAAGAUUAUUAGAUGUUCUGUAUGUAGGAUAGGGAAGGUGAUGAUAGACUUCAAAAAAGAUUCUCUUUUAUGCAACACUGUAUUUCUAUAAGAACAUAGAACAUGACUUUGAAACAUAGGUCUCUACCUGACUCACAUGUUUUCCUUGUCGAUUAGGUGUUACCAUCCUUCUCAUUUCCUUCAAAGUGAGGGGCUUUUCCUUAGUAGAGAUAGCCUGUCAUUCCUUGUUUGGAGCCACCAGGCUCCGACACCACAAACAUACAUUGAGAGAGUUGACCUUCAUUAAGGCUUAUAUUUUCCUUAUUUUGUAUGAAUAGUUGCUUUAUGAUAUUACUAGAUGAUGCCAAUCAGCACGUCUGUUACCAUAUUUGUCUUGUAUCUGUGAACUAUAUGUGGUAUUUUAUUUAUAUCAGUGAACUAAGCCAAUCAUUGGCCUUUAGAUAUUUUGUCUAGUUGUCCUUUGAUGGUGUUCAGUGGUUCAUUCAAACUUGGACACGUUAUGUCCUUACACUAUAUUUGAGUCUUGGUUUUGUGAUCUUGUUUGUCUAGAGGAUUCUCAUUCUAUACUGAUGCUCAAAUGAUAAAUUUUCAGAACCAAGAAACCUGAUUUUUCAUUGCUGAUAACUUUUUCGACUUUUUGUACUCAUCCUUGGAAAAUUAUUAGUUGAGCACUACAGCUAUAGAAUGUAAUCAUAUAGUUAGAGGAUUUCUGAGUUUUCUUCCGAUAUUGACCAUAGUUGUGUAUGGCUUCCUUUUUCCUACAAUGGAAUAUGACUUAAAUUUAACCCUAACAUGCACUAGUCUACCGGUUCCGUAUCAAGUGACUUAAAUUUAAUCCUGAAAAUGCAUUGAACAUGGAUGGUCCUUAAUGGCCUGAGUCUGAAAAGGAUCUAGACUGAUUCUGAAAAAUGUUCUUCUGUAUUUUAUUUCUGUUUCUUGUAUGUUUGAAGCAAAUUUACAGCUUCUAGAGAAAGUUGUACAGAAGGUUGAGUUCUUCUAAAUUCUCCACUUGUAUGCUUUUGAAAGUUAGCUCCUCUUUGUCAUGGAUUUUGAACUGGUCCCAAAUGUAAUAUCAUUCUGCACUAUUUAAAGGAGAUGACUUUGUUUCUUUCUCCUAGUUCUUAGAGAAGAUAUAAGAUGCAGUGUUUCUUCAUUUCCAUAUAAAUAUUUUCCUUUGGAUAUGCUAUCUUGAUUCUGUUUUUGAUUUAGUUUUGGUUUUGACACCAAGGAAUGGAACUUUAGCUAUUUGCUCAUGUUUUUCAAUAUCUCUCCUUUUCCCCCUUCUACUAUGACUUGCAUUUCUUGGAACUUGUAUGUUUUGCUGGAGAUUUGUAUAUUAGCCAGACAAGAAAAUUGCCUGCUGAGUUUGCAUCCUUCGAACAUGAUUUAGAAAGUGUGAUUAUCAAUUUCAAAAGUGUUGGAGAUGAGGUAUGAUGAUGGGAAUGCUUGUAUCCUUUUGAUGAAUAUAGACAUUGGUCUACUGGUUCCCAUAUCAAGUGACUUGAAUUUAAUCCUGAAAAUGCAUUGAUCAUGGUCCUUAAUGGCCUGAAAAGGAAAAAGACCUAGGCUGAUACUGAAAAAAGUUCCUGUGUUUUAUUUCUGUUGGUAGUAUGUUUGAAGCAAAUUGACAAGUUCUAGAUAAAGUUGUACUGAAGGAUUCAUUUCUUAUAAAUUGUCCGCUUGUAUUCAUUUGAAAGUUACCUCCACUUUGUCCUGGAUUUGAAUGGGGUCACAAAAUACUGCCAUUAUGAAUGAUUUGAAGGAGGUAUUUUGUUUCUUUCCCCUAGAUCUUAGAGAAGUUAUAAGAUAUAGUGUUUGACCAUUUUCAUUGAAUAUUUUCCUUGGAUGUAUGAUCAUAAUUCUGUUAAUUUAGUUGUAGUUCUCACAUCAGAGAAUGGAACUUUAGUAAUAUUUGCUCAUGUUCUUCAACAUCUCUCCUUUUUGCCCCCUUCCUACUAGCAUUUCUUAAAAAUUGGUUGUUUUGCUGAAAAUUUGUGCAUUAUCCAGACAAGAAAAUUGGCUGUUGAGUUUGCAUCCUUCAAAAAUAGAGUUAGAAAGCAUGGUUAUCAGUCAGAAGAGCUGAAGAAGAGGCAUGUAGAUGGAAUAACUUUCUUUUUGUAUUGUCUCAAUGAAUAUUGACUUGUAUGCUUAUUUUGUUAAAUGUCACUUCACUCCUUUGGGAAAAAGGAGCUAUUCUGAGGUUCUUAAGUCAAGAAGGAUACCUUGAGGGAUCUGUGGGCAGUCUCUCUGCAACUGAUUUAAAAUAAGAAAAAUUUUAUACUUAACAGCUUUGGUAAGCUAUUUGAUUAAGUAUUUUAAAUCACUUUCUUCAUGCUUCUGUGGGUACCUAUCAUAAUUAUAGAUGGAGUGAUUGGAUCUUAAUGUUUUAGUUGCUAGGCACCUGAAAAUAGCUAAUGUCAGUUGUUGUAAUGAUUAUCAGAUGCGUAGUAAUGAUUCCAAUAUCUAUUUGACAUUACACCUCUGUGCCUCCAAUUGAGCAACCACCUUGUAAAUUGUAAUAUUGUCACAUUAUAUUUGUUCCUCAUCUGGCAUGACUUGUCUAUGAAUGUCAAAUCCAGUGAUCACAGUUUGACUCCUGUAAGCACUUCAACAUUAUAAAAUACAAGUGAAAAUUGAAAUUCCUUUUUGAGGAAUGUUUUUUCAUCUAGCAGCAUCUAUCCUUUAUACUUAUUGGCCAUUCAUAAUCAUUGAGAAUCCUUUACCUUUUAUUCUCACCUCAAACUAUUGCUUGUCACUCGUACUAAUACUAUGGCCAUUUUACUAGUCAUCCUGGAAUCAUAAUCUAAUUGGUAUCACCUGGUUUCCAUCCCCAUGUUACUGUGGAUGACUAAUGAGUUGAUUUUUGAUAUAAAUAUUUUUUAUCAUUAAUGAUAUUCAACUAAUACCAAGAAACAACAAGAGGUGUUGCUGACGCUCUGUUCUUGUAACAUACUUUGCUUGACAUGCUGAUUGAUGUUUUUAAGUUUUC
Phoenix dactylifera (date palm) is the source of this 3944-nucleotide messenger RNA. RefSeq lists its product as uncharacterized. The record is from RefSeq and is a predicted model, not a curated record. Lineage: Eukaryota; Viridiplantae; Streptophyta; Magnoliopsida; Arecales; Arecaceae.